Benincasa hispida (wax gourd) is the source of this 1629-nucleotide messenger RNA. Its product is annotated as Regulator of chromosome condensation (RCC1) family protein. Lineage: Eukaryota; Viridiplantae; Streptophyta; Magnoliopsida; Cucurbitales; Cucurbitaceae. The record is from RefSeq and is a predicted model, not a curated record. Gene Ontology annotation, cellular component: cytoplasm.
ACCGUGGUAGUUCAACUCAUUCGCAACGCAAACAAAACUUGGUUCGAAACUCGGGUGCCUCAUCGAAGAAAAGUUCCGUCUUUCAUCUCGGCGCCGUCCACAGUCUUCCGCCGGAAAACUCAAGCGGAGCAAAUUACUUUAAGAAAAACGACGGUCCUAAAUUAAGAUUGACCCUUCGUUAGUUGCAGAAUUGAUCCAUGAUUUGAUCUCCAAUUAAUGGAAGACGACGUCGAGCAAGAGAUAUGGAGUUGGGGGGCAGGAACAGACGGCCAGCUGGGCACCGGACGACUCGAGGACGACAAUCUCCCUCAACUCCUCCGAAAUCCGACACUUUCCUCCGCCACCCCCAUCUCAUCCCUUUCCUGCGGUGGCGCUCAUGUUAUCGCUUUGACUGCCGGUGGUGGGGUACUUGCAUGGGGAAGAGGCAAUUCAGGGCAGUUAGGGCUAGGAGACAUGGCAAGCAGCUUACACCCUAAGCCAAUGAUGGGGUUGGGUAGCUACUUCAUAACCCAAGUUUCUGCUGGAUGGAGCCAUUCUGGUUUUGUUUCAAGUCAGCAUAUUAAUUAUUGGUUCUUCUUUAUGAAGUCUUGCAUUACAUCUUUCAGUAGAACCCUGUUUCCAUUUUUCUGGUUUUUUGUUGUAGACGAGGGAAAGCUUUAUACUUGUGGAGAUGGCUCAUUUGGGCAGUUAGGGCAUGGUGAUUACCAGUCACGUUGCUUCCCUGAUGAGGUCUUGUUUUUCUCUGAUAAACAUGUUGAUCAGAUUGCAUGUGGAAUGCGCCACUCGCUUGCAUUGGUGAAAGGUUGUUCUGGUGAUCAAGUUUAUGGAUUUGGAGCUGGGAAACGCGGUCAAUUGGGUAUCUCCAAGAAGAUUCAGACUAUUAAUCUUCCCAUACUUUCUUCCGAUUUGGAAGCUGCUGAAAUAGUUGGCAUAGCUGCUGGUGGUGAUCACAGUGCUGCUCUAUCCUCUGAUGGGCAUCUCUACAUUUGGGGAAGGGGAUUCAAAAGCAAUUCAGAUGCAUAUUCUCCUCAACAUCUACCUUCACCUUUGUCGUUCAGUAAAGUUGCUCUUGGAUGGAAUCAUGCACUAGUUUUAACUUAUGAAGGGGAACUUUAUAUGCUUGGCGGCAAACAUCAUGGAGCGCUGAGUGGUUCUGAAAUGCUAAAUGCAAUGAAGUCUCUGCCUGGUGAUUCCGAGGAAGAUAAUUUCCAACCAAUCCCGCCUCUUAGUGGAAUAAAAGUUUUGGAUAUUGCGGCCGGGGCUGAGCAUUCUGCAAUCGUUACAGAGGAUGGUGCUGUAAAGACUUGGGGUUGGGGGGAGCAUGGUCAGCUGGGUUUGGGAGAUACAUGUGACCACACCAAUCCACAAACGGUGAAUUUAAACCUCAAACAGAAGAGUACUGCUUUAGACAUCAAAGUCUAUUGUGGCAGUGGCUUUACAGUUGCUGUUGCAACAUCCCAUGCUGCUUCAAAUCUCCCCAAUUGAAACUGCAUUGCUUUUUGGAGACAACUCCAGUGAGCUGCCUGGCAGCUGAUCUGCCACUAGAUGAUUUUUAGCUUUUGAUAUGUAAAGUAUGAGGAAAAAAGGGACGAGGAUCAAAAGCAAUACUACAAAAUUUUAUUGAGCUAA